This is a messenger RNA of Neohortaea acidophila, 1134 nucleotides long. Its product is annotated as eukaryotic translation initiation factor 3 subunit 3. The transcript is spliced from 2 exons. Gene Ontology annotation, molecular function: translation initiation factor activity; metallopeptidase activity; protein binding. Bases 1 to 1134 code for a protein of 377 amino acids. Gene Ontology annotation, cellular component: cytoplasm; cytosol; eukaryotic translation initiation factor 3 complex. NCBI's taxonomy places the organism in Eukaryota, Fungi, Ascomycota, Dothideomycetes, Mycosphaerellales, Teratosphaeriaceae. The record is from RefSeq and is a predicted model, not a curated record.
AUGGCUGACUCCGCGGCAAACGCCUCGCCCAUCCGCGAAGUGCAGAUCGAAGCGCUCGUGGUGAUGCGCAUCAUCAAGCACAGCACUUCCGCCUUCCCCACGCCCGCCACGGGCUGCUUGGUCGGAAUGGACAUCCCUUCGUCUGCCGGCACGCAACUCCAAGUCACAAACUGCUUUCCCUUCCCCGCAUCCGUCCCCGAGCAAUCCCAGCAGGACCAAUACUACCAAGCCGAUGCCGCCGCGCUCGCCGCCGCCGCACCGCGCGCAAAGAGCAACGUGGGGUAUCAGAAUGAGAUGAUCAAGUUGAUGCGCGAGGUCAACGUCGACGCUCAGAGUGUCGGAUGGUACACGAGCACGAGCAUGGGCAACUUUGUCAACUUGAACUUUGUGGAGAACCAGGCUUUCCUUCAAAAGCAGGCGGAUGAGCGGACGUCGGUCGCGCUGGUGUUUGAUGUCAGUCGGAGUGCUUCCGGCAGCUUGAGCCUGAAGGCGUACAGGCUAAGCGAGAGCUUCAUGACGAGCUACAAAGAGGCAAAGUUCUCAACCGAAAGCUUACAAAAAUCCGGACUUCGCUACCAAGACAUCCUCAUCGAGAUCCCCAUCCAGAUCCACAACUCUCACCUCCUCACCUCCUUCCUCCACUCCCUUCCCACCCCGCCCCCGGAGAAAGCCACCCUCGACUUCCCCUCUUCGCUCGCCGAUCUCUCUCACGACCCAUACACCACUUCAAAUCCCCUCGCACCAAACCUCGACGCCCUCGACCUAAGCAUCGACCCUUUCCUCGAAAAGACCACCGACCUCCUCCUCGACAGCAUCGAAGCCCACCAAAUCGAGCAGAACAACGCGCAGUACUACCAGCGCUCGCUGGCUCGCGAGCAAGCCAAAAUCACAGCAUGGCAGACGAAGCGGAAGCAAGAGAACCAACUGCGGCAGCAACAAAAGCAGCCGCUCCUCGACGAGACCGAGUGGACGAAGCUGUUCAAACUGCCGCAGGAACCGAGCCGGCUGGAGAGUUUGCUGGUGGGAAGGCAGGUGGAGCAGUACUCGCGACAGGUCGAUGCCUUUGCCGCCACUGUGUCCGGGAAGAUGUUUGGGGUGCGUGGCGGAUUGGUCCCGGGUGGUAAUGCGGACUGA